AUGAGGUGCCGAGCGAAUGGAAUCCAUGGCCGCAAGCGCAGUGAGAGACGAGAGCAGCACACGCAGCAGUGCGGGACCGGGCGCAGGCCGCGUUUAAUGAGGACGCAAAGAAUUGAAAUACAUAAGCUUCGCCAGGGUGACAACUUGAUCCUUGGAUUCAGCAUCGGAGGCGGCAUUGACCAGGACCCCACUCAGAAUCCUUUCUCCGAGGAUAAGACUGACAAGGGUAUUUAUGUGACGAGGGUGACCGAAGGAGGCCCAGCAGAAGUUGCAGGGCUCCAGAUUGGAGACAAGAUCAUGCAGGUGAACGGCUGGGACAUGACGAUGGUCACUCAUGACCAAGCCAGGAAGAGGCUGACGAAAAGGAACGAGGAGGUGGUGCGGCUGCUGGUGACCAGGCAGUCCCUGCAGAAGGCAGUGCAGCAGUCCAUGAUGUCCUAAUCGAGCACGAGGUUGGGGAAGGGAUGGGGAGGGACAGACAUAGACUGGAUCUCAAGCAAGGAAGCAACUACUAGACCUGGGCAGGCUGUCUGGAAGGAGGGUAUGUUCCUACCUGUGGUAAACACUGUUUUUUUUUUUUUUUUCCCUUUUUUCUGGUGUCACUGACAGUAGUAAAACUCUAGUCCCCUUA
Messenger RNA from Tinamus guttatus (white-throated tinamou), 631 nucleotides. Lineage: Eukaryota; Metazoa; Chordata; Aves; Tinamiformes; Tinamidae. The record is from RefSeq and is a predicted model, not a curated record.